Messenger RNA from Betta splendens (Siamese fighting fish), 3493 nucleotides. RefSeq names its product pyruvate dehydrogenase kinase, isozyme 3a (gene pdk3a). Gene Ontology annotation, molecular function: pyruvate dehydrogenase (acetyl-transferring) kinase activity. NCBI's taxonomy places the organism in Eukaryota, Metazoa, Chordata, Actinopteri, Anabantiformes, Osphronemidae. The record is from RefSeq and is a predicted model, not a curated record. Gene Ontology annotation, biological process: protein phosphorylation; regulation of glucose metabolic process. The transcript has 11 exons. Gene Ontology annotation, cellular component: mitochondrion. The coding region runs from base 275 to 1495 and encodes 406 amino acids.
GUUAACCAGACCAACUCGACUGCGGAGCUGUCUGUGGGUCCAUCGAUGUAGAUCCAGGAAGCCCUACCAGGCCACAAUGUUUCUACCUUUUCGCACAGCCGCAUGGACAUCUAUUUAUCGUGUCGCCCCGUAGCCACUGCAGGACUGCGAGCCGGGACACAUGUGGACCCGCAGGGAGGAGGACCGUCAGCUUCAGCGCCGAUAAAAUGGUGUUUGUUGUGUUCUGACUCCCAGUGAAGCGUUCCCAUCCUGGCAUCACCACUAAACUUUCAAAAUGAGGAUCUUCGCGUAUCUCCUGAAAAACACUAACCCCAAAAUCGAGUAUUACUCGAGAUUCUCUCCGUCGCCGCUCUCCAUUAAGCAGUUUUUGGAUUUCGGCAGGGACAACGCCUGUGAGAAGACGUCCUACGUUUUCCUGCGCAAGGAGCUGCCUGUGCGACUGGCCAACACCAUGAGAGAGGUCAACCUGCUGCCGGACAAACUGCUGAGUCAGCCCUCCGUUAGGCUGGUCCAGAAAUGGUACAUGCAGAGCUUCGUGGAGCUGCUGGAUUACGAGAACCGAAAGCCCGAAGACCCUCACGCUCUGAACGAUUUCCUGGACCUGCUGAUCGAGAUCCGCAACCGCCACAACGACGUGGUCCCGACCAUGGCUCAGGGGGUCAUCGAGUACAAGGAGAAGUUCGGCUUCGACCCCUUCAUCAGCAGCAACGUCCAGUAUUUCCUCGACCGCUUUUACACCAACCGCAUCUCCUUCCGCAUGCUAAUCAACCAGCACACUCUCCUGUUCGGUAACGACACCAACCCCGCUCACCCAAAGCACAUAGGCAGCAUCGACCCCACCUGCAACGUGUCCGAAGUCGUCAGAGAUGCCUAUGACACGGCCAAGAUGCUGUGCGAGAAGUACUACUUGGCCGCUCCUGACCUCAAGAUUGAAGAAUUCAACAUGAAGGCCCCUACAAAGCCCAUCCAAGUGGUGUAUGUGCCCUCUCAUCUGUUCCACAUGCUGUUUGAGCUCUUCAAGAACUCGAUGAGAGCCGCCGUGGAGCUUCACGAAAACAAUAACGACGGACUGCCGCCAGUGAAGGCAAAAGUGACUCUGGGUAAAGAGGACCUCUCAAUAAAGAUCAGUGACCGAGGCGGAGGAGUUCCUCUGAGGAAGAUAGACCGCCUGUUUAACUACAUGUACUCCACUGCCCCUACGCCGAGUCUGGAGCCAGGAGCCGUCCCACUGGCUGGCUUUGGCUACGGUCUGCCCAUCUCCAGGCUCUAUGCCCGCUACUUCCAGGGGGACCUGAAGCUGUACUCCAUGGAGGGCGUCGGCACCGAUGCUGUCAUCUAUCUGAAGGCGCUGUCCAGCGAGUCCUUCGAGCGCCUGCCCGUCUUCAACAAGUCGGCGUGGCGCCAUUACAAGACCAGCGCCGAGGCCGACGACUGGAGCAACCCCAGCAAGGAGCCCCGCGACGCCAGCAAGUCCACAUACAAAGCCAACAGAUAACUGAUAACCCCCCCCCCCCCCGCUGGGACCAGAGCGCCCGCACCCUGCCUGGGGCGUGAUGAUGGAACGUUGCCCUUGGGUCAACGCUCGCUUUGGGAAUUUGACUUUUACAUUCCGGGGGUCAACACUCUGGAACAGAUGGAUGACCUCGACUUAAAUCUGAACCCAAUGGCAAUGAGCUUCAUCAGCGUAGCUUUGGUUGUUGUGACGUUAACAGUGGGUCUCCCUAGUUACCAGCCUCCUCCAUCCCUGCUGUACAAACCUGUUAAAAGAACCUGGGUAUUUUAGUACUAGAUUCCAUUUUCUCUCCGCUACUUCGGCCUGAACUCAUCGCAUCGCUGUAACCUCAUCCCGCUGUCUCUUGCGCGGUCUGGCCUGCCGGUUCGCUGCCCAGACUGCUGCUCCCCGUGGCUAAAAGCGCUGUGCUCUGCUGACUGCGUGUUUUUCUCGCCACCAACACAGGCCUGUAUUCGGUUUCUCCCUCUAAAACACAAGCACAGUCCGGGGGGGUGAGUUUCAGUGUGAAUGGGGGGAGGAGCAGGCUCCAUUCCCUUCCUUCGGGAGACGCUUUUGAGUCGAAGCACAAUCAGGGCCAGCGUGUCGCUUUGUGGUGAGGACUUGUUUGGGUGGCAGGCACUUAUUACUGAGAAAAUUAUAUCUCUGCCCCAAGAAUAAUUGGAAAAAUUGCACCAGGAUGUGAAAGCCAGGGUUUAAAUUUUAUGCCACAGUUACUUGAAGAAUCCUAUACCAAGUUAUUUUCCAGCGCAUUUCAGCCUUCUUUAACUUUACUCAUGGAAGCAAACCCACGCAGACUGUUAACGAGCAGCGCUGCCUCUCGCUGACCCUGGUUGUACGACGACUAAAGGCCAACGCGCCCGCUUUGCCUGUUCAGCAGCUUCACCGGCUCCAGCUCCACGGGCCGGACAGGAAUUGAUCUGAUGCAUCUAAUACGGUCGCUUAAAGUGGCAUUAGCUAAUUACAUGCACUUUUAGCGUGUGUGUGUGUGUGUUGGAAGACGGCACUUUUAUUUUGUAGUGAUGAACAAAGAACGACGGCUAGGAAAUGCAGGCGGAAUAUAGAGCUGAUUUUUAAACAAAGACUUCAAAGGUUAAUGGAGUACUUGCACUUUUUUUAUUUUCACAGUCCAAUAGAACAUUUAAAUUAAAUGUUCCUGGACAGACUUAUUUCUUUUUAUUUAUCCAGUUGAGGAGUAAAUUUUUAAUAAAGCUGGCAAAGUAGUUGAAGUAGCCAAGCUCCAAACCACUGAACUGUAUCAGUGCACUUUACCACCUUUAUAGAGAUUCUUAAUCAAGGAUGUAUUUGUCGAUCAGCACUUUAUACUGUAACAGCUUUAUUUUAGAGCUAGCUACUGAAAAAGACCAAGCUUUCAUCCAACACGGCCCAAACCCAGUAGAAGAGUUGGUUGAGACUGGCCGAUGGGGGUGUCAGCAUUCUGAAGUGACUUCCUUUUCUCAUCUCUUGUAGCGCUGCCCGAUGUGAAACGAGUGUAGACGGAGACGUUUGAAAGACGCUUCCGCGUGGAGAGUUUCCUCGUCCCGAAUGUCCUUCGUUUCGCAGGCACAACUCUUUAAGAUUUCACCCACGGUGUCAUGACCUGCUGUAAAUGAAGCGUUGUGCUUUAAGCUCAACACGUUUCAUACGUGGUCUCUCUCAUUGAACAGCUAGUGAUCUCUGUAGAUUAAUGUAAAAUAGACGCCAGAGGAACUUCAACCUUCAGUAGUUCAGUAGACUGUCUCUCUGGUUCUGGUGUUUUAGAGAAUACUCCUUGUUUACCUGCGUGUGAUGUCUUUGCAGCCAGUGUGGAGUGAUUGUGUUUCUCAUCCAGCUUAAACAAAGUGUCACUGUGGAGGCAUUCGUGCAAACGUUCACAAAUAGCAACACCAACACGGUAAUAGAGCAGUCUAAUCUGAUUCAGCAUGAGAUCAACGUACAGUCACUCAGUAUUGUCGAGACUGACAAUAAAAAUAAUUGCUGUUG